Molecule: messenger RNA, 2775 nt
Organism: Eurytemora carolleeae
Lineage: Eukaryota; Metazoa; Arthropoda; Copepoda; Calanoida; Temoridae
Gene: Dpp10
Product: dipeptidyl aminopeptidase-like protein 6
Exons: 25
Coding region: 122-2632 (836 amino acids)
Biological process (GO): proteolysis
Molecular function (GO): dipeptidyl-peptidase activity; serine-type peptidase activity
Source: RefSeq, a predicted model, not a curated record
GAGUACACAGAGAUCAAUUAUACUCCUAACCCGGAGUUAAGUGACAUAUUAGUUAAUAUAACAAGAAACUGAAUACCAGACAUAUGCUUUAGAUUUCAAGUUUGGGAUACAACUUUAGACUAUGGAUGGUAGUACUUUUGCUUCGGAACCGGCUAAGGAGUUGGUGGCAAGUAAUCCUGAGCCCCGGAACUGGAAAGGAUUAAUGAUUUCAAUCCUUGUAAUCCUUUCUGUGAUCCUCAUGGUUGGUCUUGCAGUUUAUUGGAUGACUCCUCCGGAUCCAGGACCUAGGGUGAAGGGUGAACGAAUUCGUCUAGAUCAGAUACUUGAAGAUAGGUUUAAACCUGCAACCUAUAAUGCUACCUUUGUUGGGCGUGAUCUAGUAUUUAUGAACUGGGAGGGUGGAUUAUCAGUAUUAAGUGUAGAGGGUGGAAGCCGAAGUAUCCUAGACAACAGUACCUUUAGAACGCUGAACUGUCAUAAAUACAGUAUAGACGAGCGACUGGAGCAUGUUAUGCUAAUUCAUGAAAUUCAAUCUGUUUUUCGGCAUUCCACCACAGCAAAAUAUACCAUUCAGAAUAUUAAGGACAGAACCAGUCCCUUGCUUCGUCUUGGAGUCAACACGCGCCUCGAUAUUCUUCAGGAGCAAGAAUCCUUACAGUUUGCCGCGUUCAAAUCUGGAGGGGGAGUCGUCUUUGUUUCUCGAAAUGAUAUUUACUACCUGGAUGCUAUACCUGACGGUCAGGUUCACAGAAUAACUAGUUCAGGGGCAGCAGGAACAGUUUACAAUGGCGUGGCAGAUUGGCUUUAUGAAGAAGAGAUCUUGGGCCAGACUGAGGCGAUCUGGAUUAGCUCUGCUGGAACCAGGAUGCUCUACGCAACCUUUAAUGAUUCUAAUGUAGAACUUGUCACAAUUAGGGAAUAUGGUAACUCGAAUAGUAAAGGGUUCUCCGCUAGAGCCAGAACACGAGAAAAAUCCUUCAGAUAUCCAAUGGCCGGAGCAGAAAACCCUGUGGUUCAGCUAUCUGUUUACACAUUUACUGGUGAAGGGGCGGGGAAAAGUGUGAAAGUAACGCCCCCAGCAGACCUUAAAAAAAUGGACCACUACUUCAUUUCUGGCAAAUGGAUUUCUGAAGAUAGAAUAUGUAUUCUGUGGAUGAAUAGAGCUCAGAAUACAUCCUUCUAUACACUCUGCACACAACCAGACUUCGUCUGCAAACAGAUUUUGGUAGAGAAGAGUUCUGAUACCUCUGGUGCAGGCUGGGUUGAACACUGGGGUAUCCCUGUUUUCUCAAAGGAUGAAUCCCAGAUGAUUAAAAUCCAUCCUAUUAGGGAGGCGGAAGCUGGAUAUUUCCCCCAGCUAGUUCUAAUGCGGGUCAGCACUACAGAUAUACUACCUGCGAUUCAAUUUUCACAGGGUAGGUUCCAGGUUACAGAAAUACUUGGCUGGGAUCAGACAACUGGAUUGUUGUACUACAUGGCCACGUUAGAAGGAAAGCCCGGUGAACGCCAUUUUUUCUCCAUUAACGUGACGUCAUCAGCUGAAGAACGGAAACCCAGAAAACUCACAACAGAUGCCUGCCUUUACAAUAAAAUACAUCUUUCUCCUACAUUUGAAACAUACGUCCAGGAAUGUUUGGGUCCUGAUAUACCCUACACAGUUAUGUACUCUCUACCGUACAGUACAAGAAUAUCUGAACUGGAGAGUAACCAACGCUUGCAUAAACAGGUCCAAGUAUCAUCUAUGCCCAAGCUACGCUACCUGUCAGUGCCUCUACCUGGAAGUUCAAUAAAUGCCCAGGUUAAGCUGACCCUCCCACCAGUUCUACGUGAAACUGAAGAUUAUAAGUUCCCUCUGAUAGUUAAUGUGUAUGGUGGUCCUGGAACCCAGACAGUUGACCAGCGCUGGGGAGUAGGCUGGGAUACAUACCUCGCUAGUAAACGAAAUUUUAUUGUUGCUCAACUUGAUGUACGAGGAUCAGGAUUCCAGGGUUUUGAUUUCCUGCACGCUGUAAAGGGAAAACUAGGAACUCUAGAAACUCAAGAUGUUCUCAAAGUUGUCAGAUACUUGGUUUCAAAUCUCAAAUACAUCGACAAAAGCAAGGUGUGUGUUUGGGGUUGGAGUUACGGCGGAUAUCUGUCCGCCAGAAUACUGGCGGAAGAUGGAAAGAACGGGCACAUGGGCCGGAGUAAAGUAUUCGCCUGUGGAAUAUCUGUAGCUCCUGUAACAGAAUGGCAAAGUUAUGAUUCCGCCUAUACAGAGAAGUAUAUGGGGCUGCCUACCCCUCAGGAGAACUGGAAAGGAUAUGCAGAGUCGAGUUUGAACAGUAAACUAGAGAAUAUCUGGGACAACACCUACCUUGUACUACAUGGUACUGCAGACGAUAAUGUACAUAUACAUCAUACUAUGCAACUUUCUAAAGUUCUUGUAUAUAAUCAAAAGAUCUAUCCUGACGAAAACCAUGGAUUGUAUGGUGUUAUUAAACAUCAACAUGAAACUAUGGAGGCCUUUAUCGACGAUGUUUUUGGUCCCAUUGAGGACUUUUUUAUCGACGAUUACUUCAUGGCCGCGGCCAACCUUCUUCAUGAACUAAGGGAGGAAAGCAAAAUGUCAACGAAGACGAUAGAAGUUUAAAAUUAGACUGAAGAGUGCCAUCCCAUCCAUUUAUAUCUUUUCGAUUCAAAAUCUAUGAGUUUCUGAACUUCAAGUAAGUUAUAAAUAGUAUUUGCUUACGCUGUUUGAAACACAAAAAGAAUAUAUAUAUUAUCUUGUUUUUA